UAUAUAUAUAUAUAUAUAUAUAUCUUAAAAUUGACUGAUGCAUUAUUUGAUGUGUAAAGAUAAGUGAAAAUGCUGUGCUUUUUGGUAAUUACAUUCCUCUCGUUGAUACAUUCACUUGAAGCUGGUAAUGCGAAGGUUCCUAUUUCAGGGAAAAGUAAUACACUACCGACUAUACAAUUACCCUAUUUCCACGUUCCCUACCCUUUAAACACAUGGCUAGAAUCCCUUAUGAAAUUAUUUAAUCUUGGUUGUGUAUUUGGUCAAAUCUGGGACAUCGGUACUGGAAACUUCUUUUCGAAAAAUUAAUUAUAAGAAUAAGAAGCAUAUUCACCUCUCUAAAUAUGUACUGAAAGGAAACAGAGAGUGUUGAAAGCCACCAAAACGUCUUCCAUAAACUGACACAUUUUGUCCUUGUACUGUUCUGUAAAAACAGAUGACCUGAAAUUCAUUUUUCGUUGUUGUUUUUUUGAAAAAUAAACCUGAUUUGAAUCAUUAAAUAAUGAAAAUGGUC
Messenger RNA from Trichobilharzia regenti, 511 nucleotides. Lineage: Eukaryota; Metazoa; Platyhelminthes; Trematoda; Strigeidida; Schistosomatidae. The record is from the annotation of a GenBank genome assembly.